Molecule: messenger RNA, 3357 nt
Organism: Cydia strobilella
Lineage: Eukaryota; Metazoa; Arthropoda; Insecta; Lepidoptera; Tortricidae
Product: cyclic GMP-AMP synthase-like receptor
Exons: 8
Coding region: 220-1527 (435 amino acids)
Source: RefSeq, a predicted model, not a curated record
GGAUUUCGUCGUCCGCGCAGCGCAGAAAGUUCUAGUUUGAUUACUAUUUUAGUUAAGAUAACGUCACUUGAUUCAUUUCACCGCAAAUAUAAACGAAGUGAAACACUGUCUUUUUCAUUGUGUUUUUUUUUAAUGCUAAGAAGUUAAUGCCAUUCUGCCUGGUACAAAAUCAGAAGAAUAUCCCGAAAACUCUAAACAGGAAGAGAAGUUACGCACACCAUGGUGGUUUUGUUUACAGACCAUCUGCGGGCCAAGGGUGCUCAAAUCUUUCCCUUGAAGCCCGAAGUGAAAGUUCCAGCGAAACCAAACAUCACAAGUUUAAAUAGUCUCCUACAGGAUAUAUAUGUGCGUUUCAUAGCACUAAGAGAUAAGGAUUUUGAGAAAUAUUACAAUGUCUUUGAAAAAAUAUUCUUCAAGCUGCAUGAACUGAUGAAAGAAGUGGAUCCGUACUACAAGAAAUAUUCCAGUAAUGUACUAUACGCGGGUAGCCACUUCGACAAGCUACGCAUCAACAAACCCGAUGAAUUCGACAUGGAUAUCGUCAUCGGGUUGCCCGUCAACGCGGACGAAAACCCCCAAAACCCGGCUAAAAGCGACGUGGUGAUCGAGGAUAUUGCUCCUGGCUUCGUGAGACUGAAGAUGGGGAAACAGUUUCAGAACCUGCCGAAUAGGGAUCAGAGGGAAGAUUGGGAAAUAAACCAGACGGCUUACGAAUGGCUAGACGAUGACAAGUACCUGUUGCGCUCGCAGUUUAUGUACUGGUUCCAGAGUGUGGUCGACAAGGCCAUGAACCUCUUCGAUCAGAACGAGUACGGUGAGCCCUACAUGGGCGUUGAGGGGACUAUGUACACCCUCCGCUUAUCUGCCAGUGGCCCCGCCUACACGCUCAUCAUCGAGGACAAACAAUGCGGGUUCCGUCUGGACGUGGACCUCGUCCCGGCCCUCAAGUUCCCUGAGGAUCGCUGGCCAAUCACCAGGAGAUAUAGAAGGAUACCGAAGCGGUGCAAGAAGGAGUUCUUCAUGGUGGUGCCCAAACCCUUGAAGGGCGGUCGCAGCCCGUUCGACUCGGACCGCUCCUGGCGGCUGGCCAUGCAUAUACAGGAGAAAGACCUCAUGUACCACACUUUUCAUAUGAAACAGGUCAUACGACUGAUAAAGAAGCUCCGCGAUUCCCUAGGCAUGGACAAAAUUGCAAGCUACUACAUUAAGACCAUAUUCUACCAUGAGGCCAUCGAACGAGAGCACGAUGAAGAUUUUUGGAGCAGAAACAGCCCUGCAGAUCUCUUUAUACACAUGGUCAAGAAGUUUCUACAAUACCUAGAAAACAAGAACAUUCCAUACUUCUGGAACCCAGAAAAUAAUUUGAUAGGACACAUUAAUGACUCGACUAGCUACGCAAAUCAGCUGAAGAAACUUGUCAAGAUUUUGGAUAAUUUGGAUGAUCCGUCGAACUAUAAGAAGGUUGCGAAGUUUUUGCUGACGAAGAAUCAGUUUGAGUUGUAUAGGAAGAAAAUAUUGCGCAUAUAAUUUUUAUACGCUUCGUAAGUCUAGUUUUUUUUUCGGAAAUUCAGAGCCGGAAUCUUUGUAGUCACUGAAUAAAUGUCACAGUACACUUUAUGAAAAACUAAAACAAAAUGGUAUACAAGGACCCAUGCUGGAUCUCAUAAAAAAAUAUCAUAGUAACAGACACAACGCGGUUAGCAUCGCAGGCGAACAAAGCGACCUAAUUCCGACCUUAUGCGGCACCGCACAAGGCUCAAUUUUAGCUCCGACGGAAUAUUUAUUAUACGUCAAUGAUAUGUAUCAUAUAUUCCAACAUGGAUCCGUAUAUCAGUUCGCAGACGACACAUGUAUAAUUGUAGCCCACGAGGACUUGGAGACUGCACAGGACGUGAUGCAAAAUGACUUUGAUGCACUGUGCAAAUGGGCCCACGAUCUAGGUUUAUCGCUAAAUUACUCUAAAACGAAACUUAUGUAUAUACACUUAUAAAAAUGUAACCAUAACGCCAAAACUCGUGGCCCACGAACAUAAAUAUAUGCACAGGCCCCGUGCGGCCUGUAACUGUGCUCACCUGGAGAUUGUACAGGAAUACACCUUGUUUGUAACAAACUUAGAGCUAUUUUGUCAAAACUAUUUAUACUGAUUUAAACUUUCACGAUUUUUACUCAUUAUUAUUUACAACGACGGGACGUUUAUAAGAUCGAUUGCAGUUGUGGUAGUUCCUACAUCGGGGAAACGAAACGUACCAUUGCGGAGCGAGUUAAGGAACAUAUCGCAGCUGUCAAGAACCGUCAGGUGAACAAGUCUGCUGUUGCUGAGCAUUUACUAGAGUCAGGGCCAAACCACUGGAUUGAGCUUCACAACCCUAGAAUACUUUCUACAGAUCGUGGGUUUUAUAGUAGAAAAAUCCGUGAAGCCAUUGAAAUCAAGAAACAUAGAAAUUUCAAUCGAGACGAAAGUUUUAAGAUCUCAUCCACAUGGAACCCAGUCAUUAGUAAGUGUAAGCGAAACCAAAUAUCGAAAGUUGAAAAAUCGAAUAUUGUGAGUGUUGUGUGUCGACCCGGUAACAUCCCUAGUGCGCAAAACGUUCAAGUUAAUAAACAAGACCAAGUGCGGGUAGUUCGAAAAACGCGCGCCUAGAAGAUGUUGAUGUCAACUUUAGCCAGUCUUCUCCGAGACCACGGGGACAACGCCGUCCUCGAAACGUCGGAGGUGGGUUUAAUACUUAUUUUACGCGAUUAAGUCCCGUCGUUGUAAAUAAUAAUGAAAACUAUUUAUACUUAAAAACAAAGUUCCCUACAUUACAUUAAGACUUUUGUACAUGUCAAUGGCCGAUUCCCUCAUAAGUUACGGUUUAGAAAGUUAUGGAAGAACAUACAAAACAUAUCUAAACGACAUUUACAACUUACAAUUACGUCUACUUAAAACGAUUGUACCUACAAAAAUCAAAUAUAAAUUCAAAAAUAACUAUGAAAAUCUAUUCAAAUACUGCAGUGCUAACUGUGUUUGAAAAGGUUGAUUUAGCCAUUAUAACCCAAUACUAUAAUCAUAUAACAGAAUUAAGGAAAAAAACACGACCCGCGCGAUUACGUAACUUAGCCAACCUUCCGACAUUUGAAGUUGAAAACAUAAACAAUGUAUACGGGCAAAGAGUGUGGAAGUACAUCUUACCGAGUACCUUGAAUAGAUUUUCAGAGGAAUUAUUAACACUUAUAGAAGGACGAACGAGUAAACAAGCAAGAAAUAUUAUUAAAAAAUACUUAAUUAAAAUAAGAGGCCAGUCUACCGAAAUCGCUUAAUUUAAUAUAUGACCUAUGUACCUAGAAAGAAAAUUAUAUGUAUAAAUAUUGAAUAUA